AUGGAGUACCGCACGCCCAAGGACGAGAAUGCGCCCGCGAUCCAGCGCUUCGGCAAGUGGCUCCGCCUCAAGCAGUACCAGAUCGAGGUCACCUUUGGCGUGUACAUGUUCACGCCCGUCGAGAAGUCGGUCUUUUGGUCCGUAGUCUUCCUCUUCAGCAGCCUCACCCUGCUCGCCUGCGUCCUCUACCUGCCCCAGCACAUCGUCUUCAUCUCCAACCGCGCCUGGUUCUACGUCAACGGCUACCACGCCGGCGAGCAGCUCUCCUCGUCCGUCUCAUCGGCGGGCGGCCUCGUGACGGAGAACAAGGACAAGCUCGCGCUGUCGGUCAGCAGCGCGCUCGGGUCCGCGGCCACGGCGGCCACGACGGCUGGCGGGCAGGUCGUCAGGGAACUAUAG
Microdochium trichocladiopsis is the source of this 399-nucleotide messenger RNA. RefSeq lists its product as uncharacterized. The coding region runs from base 1 to 399 and encodes 132 amino acids. The transcript is spliced from 2 exons. The record is from RefSeq and is a predicted model, not a curated record. NCBI's taxonomy places the organism in Eukaryota, Fungi, Ascomycota, Sordariomycetes, Xylariales, Microdochiaceae.